AUGUUGUCCAGGUUCUCCAGAAUGGCCAGCAGGCCAUGGCCCAUGGCUACCAGUGCCGUGUUCGCCAGAUCCAUAUAUACCACUCCAGGGCUCCUCGCCAAGGCAUCCCCCAUAACAUUGAACGCCGAAAACACCACCAACACUGCCAGCACCAGCACCAGCAACACCCCAGCAGGCUUCUCCCAGAUCUCUGGCUUCCAAAAGAAGGCUUCCGAGAGAAAGAACGAAAAGAUCGUUCUUUGGAAGUUGUACGCCACCUUUCACAGACACAACACCUUGACUACUUUGGUGGCAGUGGUGGAAGACUUGGACUACCUCGAAAAGAACCCCAACCUCUCCUACAACGAAAAAGUCAUCUACUACCUCCAAUUGCCCCACCACCCCAAACUUCACAUAUCUGCUGGUCAGUUGGGAUUUAGGAAGUCCCAGAGACAGGAAUACGAGGCCGGGUUCCAGGUCGCCAGUAAGAUGUUCAAGACCAUCGAAGAAAAGAAAAUGAUUGGCCCCAACGACAAGAUCGAGUUGGUGUUGAAGGACUUCGGAAAGGGAAGAGAGGCAUUCCUCGCUGCAUUACAAGGAAAGGAAGGUACCCACAUCAGACCUCACAUUGCCAGGGUCAGUGAUAACACCAAGUUGAGAUUUGGUGGGGUGCGUCCAAAGAAUGGACCAGGUGAAAAAUUCGAAAAGUUACCCAUCCCCAAACACUUGAACCAGAACAAAACCAGUGAAGUACCACAAGCUACUACUAAGGCUUCUGCUGCUAAGAAAUCCGCUUUGAAAGGUACCAACCCAUCCAAGGCUUUAAAGGUCAGAACUUCUUCUACCUUCAGAUUGCCAAAGACCUUGAAGUUGUCCAGAACUCCAAAAUACGCUAGAAAGUCCGUUCCACACUACAACAGAUUAGAUGCCUACAAGAUCAUCGUUUCCCCAAUUGCCUCUGAAACUGCCAUGAAGAAGGUCGAAGACGGUAACAUCUUGGUUUUCCAAGUUGACUUAAAGGCCAACAAGCAUCAAAUCAAGGCUGCCGUUAAGGAAUUAUACCAAGUCGAUGUCGAAUACGUCAACACCUUGGUCAGACCAAACGGUACCAAGAAGGCUUACAUCAGAUUGACUGCUGACCACGAUGCUUUGGACAUUGCCAACAGAAUUGGUUACAUCUAA
Suhomyces tanzawaensis NRRL Y-17324 is the source of this 1161-nucleotide messenger RNA. RefSeq names its product 60S ribosomal uL23 domain-containing protein. Gene Ontology annotation, cellular component: ribosome; cytosolic large ribosomal subunit. Lineage: Eukaryota; Fungi; Ascomycota; Pichiomycetes; Serinales; Debaryomycetaceae. Gene Ontology annotation, molecular function: rRNA binding; structural constituent of ribosome. Gene Ontology annotation, biological process: translation; ribosomal large subunit assembly. The transcript has 3 exons. The record is from RefSeq and is a predicted model, not a curated record. Bases 1 to 1161 code for a protein of 386 amino acids.